CUGUUUGGCACACACACACACACACACACGCACACACAUGUACAGUAUGUACAUGAACCAAACGGGGUGUGACUGAGAAAAGCGACCGCGCGCAACAAGCGCGAGACUCAGCACUGCUUCUGCACGAGCUCAUUUUUUCAACUUAGAAAUGACUUUAAGUCACUUUUUACCUCACUUUCAUCCGUGUUUGUUUGCGGUGUGAACAUAUUUUUUCGCUUGUUGCCUAUUUUCGUGGCUUUUCAACCUUUUACAUCAACUUCCAGCAUGCAUUUCCAAUGCAAAAAUAGUUUUGCUUUUUCUCAGCAUCAGACAUCUGACUGAUUUCUAACUCCACUACAGGGAUUCAAGGUGAUGCUGAACUAAAAGUGCAACAUCCAGAUCUCUCUCCCUCUCUUUCACAGGAGUUUAGAAGAUGUGUGAGAAGCUGUUUUUGAUUGCACUGCUGGUGUGUGUGUGGCUCCUGUGCGCUCAGUCAGUGUCCAGCAGCAACCGAAGCUCUAGGGGACAUCCAGGUGGAGUAAAACCUGGUACUUGUGAGGUGGUGGCUGCCCAUCGCUGCUGCAAUAAGAAUAAGAUUGAGGAAAGAUCUCAGACAGUCAAAUGCUCAUGCCUCAUUGGACAGGUGGCAGGAACAACCCACGCACGGCCGUCAUGUGUGGAGGCAUCUAUCGUGCAUCUGAAGUGGUGGUGUCAGAUGGAGCCGUGCUUGGAGGAUGAGGAAUGUAAAGUUCUCCCUGACCUCACCGGCUGGUCCUGCAGCUCUGGGAACAAAGUGAAAACCACCAAAGUGAGCAGGCCACCGAGACCCGCAAAAUAGAACUCAUUUCCAUCAUCUAUAAGUAGUCUCAUUUGGCUGACCUUUUCAGAAGUCAUACGCUUAUCUCCAGCAGUAAUGUACAACAAUGUCUGGUGUCCUAGAAAUCCAGUCUAGGCUAUGGCUGCUAUGAUUGUUCUUAGCCAGUCUGUAAAUGUUAAUGGCUGCAAGAGUAGAGAUGGAUAUUAUGCCCACGGCUGCUGGGAUUUCUCACAAAUGUGGUUAUUGAUACUGCAUUUGUACUAAACCUCUCAUUCUUUCUUGCCCUCUGUUCUGUUUUGCACAAGCGACACAAUAGCGUGAUACUGGCUACAUAUGCUUUGACAUCACACUUUACGGAAACUGCAGAAACUCGUAAUGAUGUGUUAUCACAAUCACCUACAGCUACAAGUGUUGAGAAUACACAGAUGUACACAAAUGAGAGAA
Molecule: messenger RNA, 1240 nt
Organism: Pangasianodon hypophthalmus (striped catfish)
Lineage: Eukaryota; Metazoa; Chordata; Actinopteri; Siluriformes; Pangasiidae
Product: chemokine-like protein TAFA-4
Exons: 4
Coding region: 413-817 (134 amino acids)
Molecular function (GO): receptor ligand activity
Source: RefSeq, a predicted model, not a curated record